AUGUCAGCUGACUACCCUGGUGCAUCUGACCUGGUGACAGCUGCGGUUUGGCCAGACAUGCUCAAGUGCGCAAGCCACAGCAAAAUUUGUCCCAGGGAGGUGAUGGAUAACAUCCACAUCUUCGACCCUUGGCACUACAAUGAGAAGCCUUACAAUCCUCAAGGCUUGGUUCUGCCAGAUUGCAGCGACAAGUGGCAGGGCAACCCAUCAGCUCUGUACACGAUGACAUCCGGCUUCAUCUCUAUGAGUAGCACCAACUCCCGCUUCACUCAUAACUUCUUCCUGCGCUGGAUGCUCCACGUUGUGGGGGAUAUCCAUCAACCGCUGCACACUGCCAACGGCUACUUCGACAAUGCUCAGCUUGGCCACCUGCCUGCUGGCGAUGUCGGCGGCAACAAGAUCCCGUUGCAAACUCCUUGUGGGGCUCCCAACUUGCACUUGUACUGGGAUUCGGCAGCCUGCUCUUAUUUGGUGAAUUGGUCGCCGCACAUGGAGGCACGCUCGGAACUCACAGCCAACGCAACCGCCUUGGCCGCCAAGUAUCCGAAGAACUCAGCUGUGUUUGCUGGUCGCUACGUAGAGGAUGAUCUGCAGGACUGCUGGACGGCUGU
Symbiodinium pilosum is the source of this 611-nucleotide messenger RNA. NCBI's taxonomy places the organism in Eukaryota, Dinophyceae, Suessiales, Symbiodiniaceae. The record is from the annotation of a GenBank genome assembly.